Heteronotia binoei (common prickly gecko) is the source of this 5013-nucleotide messenger RNA. It is a transcript of the gene OGA, whose product is annotated as O-GlcNAcase. Gene Ontology annotation, biological process: glycoprotein metabolic process. Gene Ontology annotation, molecular function: beta-N-acetylglucosaminidase activity. The coding region runs from base 225 to 3011 and encodes 928 amino acids. The record is from RefSeq and is a predicted model, not a curated record. Lineage: Eukaryota; Metazoa; Chordata; Lepidosauria; Squamata; Gekkonidae. The transcript has 16 exons.
GUCGAUUCGUUCCCUGAAGCCGCUGGUGGUUCAGCUGCCCGCUCCUUCGCCUCCCCGAGGUUCUUUGGGUGGCACGCGGCGAAGGAGGUGGAGGCGGGCGUGAUCAGUCAUAGCGAUCCCGGUUGCAGUCGGGCGGGCAGGGCGGUUGGUUCUGGCUCGCACCGGCUGGGGCUGGUUUUCCCCGCGCAAGCGCAGCCUGUUACGGUUAAAAUAGCGAAGGGGCAAUGGCGGCGGGAGGGAGUCCUGCUGCGGCCCUGACUGGGAUGGUGCAGGUAGAAGAGCCGCGGGGGGACGGCCAGGGCACACCCGGACCGAGCUCCGGACCUGCUGCCGCCACCGCCGCCCCAAGCGAGGUACCUCCCACCAGGCCAGACCCGGCGGCCCCGGAGACGAAUCCCGAGAGCGGCGCCGUAGCGGCGAGCAGUAGAGGGGCGCGGCGGUUCCUUUGUGGCGUCGUGGAAGGUUUUUAUGGAAGGCCUUGGGUUAUGGAGCAGAGGAAGGAGCUAUUUAGAAGACUGCAGAAAUGGGGAUUAAAUACAUACCUGUAUGCUCCAAAAGACGAUUACAAGCACAGAAUGUUUUGGCGAGAAAUGUACUCUGUGGAGGAAGCUGAGCAGCUCAUGACUCUGAUAGCAGCUGCUCAAGAGUAUGGGAUAGAGUUUAUCUAUGCCAUAUCUCCUGGACUUGAUAUCACCUUCUCAAACCCGAAAGAAGUGUCCACAUUGAAGCGCAAGUUGGACCAGGUUUCUCAGUUCGGUUGCAGAUCUUUUGCACUAUUGUUUGAUGAUAUUGAUCACAAUAUGUGUGCAGCAGACAAAGAAGUAUUCAGCUCUUUUGCCCAUGCUCAAAUUUCAAUCACUAAUGAAAUCUACCAGUAUCUGGGAGAGCCACAAACAUUCCUUUUCUGUCCCACAGAAUACUGUGGGACUUUCUGCUAUCCCAAUGUUGCUCAGUCUCCUUAUUUACGAACGGUAGGAGAAAAGCUGUUACCUGGAAUUGAUGUAUUAUGGACAGGCCCCAAAGUGGUAUCUAAAGACAUUCCAGUAGAGUCCAUUGAAGAGGUUUCAAAAAUAAUUCGCAGAGCUCCAGUGAUCUGGGACAACAUUCAUGCUAAUGAUUAUGAUCAGAAAAGACUGUUUCUUGGGCCCUAUAAAGGUCGAUCAACAGAACUCAUCCCACGUUUAAAGGGUGUCCUGACUAAUCCAAACUGUGAAUUUGAAGCCAACUUUGUUGCUAUUCACACCCUCGCAACCUGGUAUAAAUCCAACAUGAAUGGAGUGAGAAAAGAUGUUGUGAUGACGGACACUGAAGACAGUACUGUUUCAAUCCAGAUUAAACUGGAGAAUGAAGGGAGUGACGAAGAUAUUGAAACAGAUGUUCUCUAUAGCCCACAAAUGGCCUUGAAGUUGUCACUAACAGAGUGGCUGCAGGAAUUCGCAGUACCUCAUCAAUACAGCAGUAGGCAAGUGGCCCACAGUGGGGCCAAAACAAGUGUAGUAGAUGUACCUCUGGUUGCACCAUCCUCUUUAAAUUCUACCACCGUGGUUACUACAGUGUAUCAAGAACCCAUAAUGAGCCAAGGAGCUGCACUGAGCAAUGAGUCUCCAGCUCUGGUCAAAGAGGAAGAAGAGAAGAAGCAAUUGGAUGAUGAGCCAAUGGAUAUGGUGGUAGAAAAGCAAGAUGAUACAGACAAAAACAUCAAUCAAAUAUUAACUGAUAUUGCUGAAGCAAAAAUGUCAGAGGAAUUAAAACCAAUGGAUACUGAUAAAGAAAGCAUAGCUGAAUCAAAAUCUCCGGAGAUGUCCAUGCAGGAUGAUUGCGGUAGUGAUAUUGCACCUAUGCAGACAGAUGAGCAGACCAACAAGGAGCAGUUUGUUCCUGGUCCCCAUGAGAAGCCUUUAUAUGCAGUAGAGCCAGUGACUUUAGAAGAUCUACAGUUACUUGCAGACCUCUUCUACCUCCCAUAUGAACAUGGACCCAAAGGGGCACAAAUGUUACGAGAGUUUCAGUGGCUCAGAGCAAAUAGCAGUGUUGUCAGUGUGAAUUGUAAAGGAAAGGACUCAGAAAAGAUUGAAGAAUGGCGUACUCGAGCUGCCAAGUUUGAAGAAAUGUGUAAUUUGGUGAUGGGCAUGUUCACUCGUCUUUCCAACUGUGCCAACCGGACAAUCCUCUAUGAUAUGUACUCAUAUGUCUGGGACAUCAAGAGCAUCAUGUCAAUGGUGAAAUCUUUUGUGCAGUGGCUAGGGUGUCGUAGUCAAUCUUCAGCACAGUUCUUAAGUGGAGACCAAGAACCCUGGGCCUUUAGAGGUGGUCUAGCAGGAGAGUUCCAGCGUUUGCUGCCUAUUGAAGGAGCAAAUGACCUCUUUUUUCAGCCACCUCCUCUGACUCCUACUUCCAAAGUAUACACCAUCAGGCCAUAUUAUCCUAAAGAUGAGGCAUCAGUUUACAAGAUCUGCAGAGAAAUGUACGAUGAUGGAACUGAAGAGCCUUUUCAUAGUCAGCCAGACCUAAUUGGAGACAAGUUGGUAGGUGGUUUGCUGUCCCUCAGCCCAGAUUACUGCUUUGUCCUGGAGGAUGAAAGUGGCAUCUGUGGCUAUGCACUGGGAACUGUUGAUGUAACCCCCUUCAUAAAGAAAUGCAAAAUGGCCUGGAUUCCUUUCAUGCAGGAGAAAUAUAGCAAGCCAAGCGGUGACAAGGAACUAUCAGAGGCAGAGAAAAUUAUGUUGAGUUUCCAUGAGGAGCAAGAAGUGCUUCCAGAAACAUUCCUUGCCAACUUCCCAUCAUUAAUAAAGAUUGACAUCCAUAAAAAGGUGACUGAUCCAAGUGUAGCUAAAAGCAUGAUGGCUUGCCUUCUCUCUUCCCUCAAGGCAAAUGGCUCUCGUGGGGCUUUCUGUGAAGUGAGACCAGAUGAUAAAAGAAUUCUGGAAUUUUACAGCAAGCUUGGAUGCUUUGAAAUAGCAAAGAUGGAAGGAUUUCCUAAGGAUGCCAUUAUCCUUGGAAGAAGUUUGUAAGGAGCUUGGUCAAUGAGUAUUUGAUUCUUUAGAUUCCUAACUGCCGGAGAGUGGUGAGCUGAGUUUUAUCUUAUUGUCUGUCCAUACAAAGGCAUCAGUCAGCUGGCCUGACAGCUUUGUGAAAAUUCACCCAUUACCUCUCCAAGAUGCUGCUGAAAACACUGUUUGGAAAACAGAUACUGGUCAUCCUCAUUUCCUGGUCUUAAGCAGAGUGCCAAGAAAUACUGCAUAUGAUGUUGCCUUGGGGAAGAGACCCACAAAUUCCUUAAAGUACUGAUGGCAGUUCCGUGCAUCUACCUAUGUAGUCAGCUGAAAGGCUGUCUUAUCCAGAAAGCAUGAACAUAAAAUGCCCCAUCUCCCGUAUUGUCAAGUGGAAUGAGAGAGGUGCAAGUGGGAUUCAUCCUGUGAGAAGAAAGGACAGUGGUUGUGCCAGUCAACAAGUGAAAAGAUCAAUAUUUGAUAGCCUUGGGUUUUGCCUUCUGUCCUGCUUCCUGAUAGGAGAGGAAUGGUCAUUGCCUCUAAAGAAUAUUGGGUUAAGCUUCAUAGGGAUAAACUGCAUUUGUUUGUGGUGAAGUUACUCAGUGGCAGAAGUGUAAAUUUCAGUGUGUAAAUAUAUAUAAACUGUAUGCUGACACUUUGUGUUUAAUUGUUUUGUAAUUCUUUUGCUUUUCAAAGCAAAGUGAUGUUGUUCUGAGACAGCACUUUCAAAUAAUGUCAAACCACAAGAGAGGCUGAAGCUAAUUCCACUACUGGCCUUUUCUGCUGUGCCUCAUGCUCUUCAGUAGAAAUAUCAUGGCGGGGGGGAGAGAAUGCUGGUCUAGAAAGGUCAUUCCUUUAGAAAACAAGUUGUCAAAAAGGGUGCAGUAGAUGCUGCCUCCUGCUAGAGAAACACUGGUUGGAGGGUGAUCCAGUGAGAUUAUUACUGCCACAACCAGUCAUUUGCCCAGCCGGACUGUGUGAAACAGCUGUAUGCUGUGGUUUACAGCUUCUAUCCUGAGUGAUUAUGUCAGUCUGCGUAAAUCAGGUCUUCAAGUCACGCACGUUUGUGUCAGACUUCUUUGUGGACAAAAAGCACAUUUUACACAUUAUUUAAGUAGUUGCCUAAUUUUAAUAUAUCACCUGUUUCAAGUGUUUGAGGUUGUCACCAAAAUCCAACAGGUGGUAUCUGCAUGGCUAGGAAUUGUAGUAGGGAGGUAGCUGCCCCACUUGGGAGAGUUGUUGCUGUUCCAAAUGAAUGCCUUGUUCCCAGGAGGCGGUCAGCCAACAUCGCACCUCAUUUCUCUCAUCUGCCACAAUCAAUUAUUUUGGCUUCUUUUGCAAAUAUGCCCUUUGGGAAAAGAUGGAAUUUAGUUGAUCACUUUUCUAAAAGCCCUCCAUCUAUGGAAGAAGUUUCGUACACUUUUUCUAAUGGCAUUUAACUACUAUAAUGUAGUCUGAAACCUUCACAAGAUGCCAAUGAUUGGGCUUGGUUGUUACUCGCUGGUUUUUGAUUUUUCACUAUGUGAACAGUUUUAAUAGCAAAAUAUUUAAGCUGCAGCAAAUACAUUUCACUUGGGGAACAAGGCACUGAGCUAUGAUAGAUCUUGUGUAAUUCCAAGCUGGCUGUCAUGAGCUGUAUGGCUUUGAGUAUAUGCUGAGCAGCUAGCCACUUGGUUUAGUUUUUAAGUAGAUGCCAGAGAGAACAUAAUCUGGAUUUAUGGCAUUAAAUUUGAGGGGGGGGGAGCUUUUUAUACAGUUAAUACAAUCUCUUUCCUUAAGAAUUUAUCACUGUUAAGCUGAUUGUGUUGAUAGGCUUGAAAUUCUGGGUCAGUCCUUUGCUCUGGGGUUGUAAAGCAAUGCACUGACACAGCUUUCAUGGUUAUCAGUUUUCAUUGCAUACACAGUUGGAAUGCCACUUUAAGGACUGUCUGUAGAUCUACUGUAUCUGUAGCAGAACGGACUGUGUAAAACUGUAUUUGAAGACCAUGUGAGAAAUAGAAUAAAUUGCAAAGUGAAUGUAAAA